This is a messenger RNA of Cynara cardunculus var. scolymus (artichoke), 2016 nucleotides long. Its product is annotated as protein FAR1-RELATED SEQUENCE 5-like. Gene Ontology annotation, biological process: regulation of DNA-templated transcription. NCBI's taxonomy places the organism in Eukaryota, Viridiplantae, Streptophyta, Magnoliopsida, Asterales, Asteraceae. The record is from RefSeq and is a predicted model, not a curated record. The coding region runs from base 1 to 2016 and encodes 671 amino acids. Gene Ontology annotation, molecular function: zinc ion binding. The transcript is spliced from 7 exons.
AUGGCAACCAAAAGUGGUUUAGAACUAGCAUGCAAGUCCAACAUUAGUUGGAAAGAUGGAAUGAAAACAAUUUCGUUAUUGUUAUGGACCAACUAUUAUCGAUCUGAUGGCAUGGGGGAAACGAACGAUGGGUCGAAAUGUUGGUUUUCCAAUGUAGAUACAAAAUAUAAGCCGAAGGUGGGUGAUGGUUUUGAGACCGUAGAAUCGGCUGAGAAAAUGUACCAGAAGUAUGCUAAUGAAGCUGGGUUUGAUGUACGUUUAUCUAACAAGAAGAAAAAUAAGAUUGGUCGUAUCACAUCUCGAUUUUAUGUGUGUAGUAAGAAAGGAAGGCCACCAAGUAAGUAUUUUGAUUCCUUAGAUGUUCUUCCAGGUGAUCGCAGGAUCCCCAAUACAAAUAUAAAGCAUUCCGGUUGUGGAGCAUGUUUCAAGAUUCAUUUUGUUAAAGAACGGAGACAGUAUGAAGUUUACAAAUUUGUUGAGCAACACAAUCACAUGCUUUUUAAUAAGAAGGAGAUGAGGUUUUCACGUUCUAAAAGGCAACUACAUUACACUAAUCACAAAAAUGUAUUUCAUGGUUCUAGUUCGAAGGUUGGUGUCACCAAAUCUCAUAGAUUUAGGAAAGCAAUUAUGGGUGGUGUAGAUUCAUCAGGUGGCACCGUAAGAGAUCAUCAAAACUUCAAACGCGAUAUGGCUUAUUUUGUAGGCAAUAAAGACGCGCAAAUGUUGUUAAACGUGAUGUCUAAUAGAAGGAAGCGAUUUUCUGGGCUGAUGAAACUGCCGAGAUCGAAUUAUAGGGAAUUUGGUGAUGCAAUAUCAUUUAAUGCAACGUUUAGGACGAAUAAGCAUGUUAUGAUAUUUGUUUCGUUCGUUGCAAUUGAUAAUCAUAAGAAAUCUGUCGUUGUUGGAGCUGCUUUGAUUCACAAUGAAUCUGUGGUUGAUUACACUUGGGUAUUAAAAGCUUUUGUAAAAGCUCAUGGACGUCAACCACGUUUUGUGAUCACUGACCAAUGUGCGUCGAUGAAACAAACAAUUCUCAUUGCAUUUCCUAGAUCCAAGCAUCCAUUGUGUAUGUGGCAUAUCACUAAAAAGGUCAAAUCUAAGAUCAGUAAUUACCUCCAACAUCGUACGCCGUUUGUUAGCGAAUUUAAUAAGUUGGUGUGGAAUGUUCACCUUGCCCCUGAUGAAUUUGAGAUGAAAUGGAACAACAUGAUGGAUUUGUAUGGAUUACGUGGAGACUCAUGGUUUGAUGAACUGUAUGAGAUUACGGAGUCAUGGAUUCCGGCUUAUUAUAAGGAUUAUCAUAUGUCCGGCCUAAUGAAAACAACAUCCAGCCAACGGACGACACAUGGGUCGCUAGAGGUGACAACAAAGAGCACGAUUCCUCGAUUGGUGUCUCCUUGCAAAUUAGAAGCUCAUGCAGCAGAAGUUGUUAAGAACAAGAUGGAAAACUCGUAUGAUUGCUCCUGUAACUGUUUUGUUCGUAACGGGAUUUUAUGUCGUCACGCUUUCAAGGUAAUGUUAAAUGACGAGGUUGAUAUAAUUCCAGAUAAAUAUAUACUUCGUCGUUGGAGACGCGAUCUAGUCCCGGUGGAGUGGUUACCAGCACGUUUCAGAUAUGGGGAAGUUGACGCUGAUAAGGAGAGGUUGAUGAGUGUUGCUUAUUCGUAUUUUGAACGUAUUUUAGGUCGAGUGCGAAAUGAGAAACAUAUUUUGUCAAAAUUUGUUGACCAACUUGAAGAAUGGGAUACAAAGAUUGACAGUGAACUUCCUAUACAGUCACAUGCUCAAGAGACAACGACAUCUAUUAAAGAGUUUCUUGGAGUAUCUCAACCCGAAACUAUUGAUGUUCUACCUCCAACUGGCAUACGAAAUAAAGGUUGUGGGACUGGUAAGAAACUUAUUAGCGCCGCUGAGAAAGCAAUCACGAAUGGCAAAAAGCUGAAGAGAAAGUGUCGACUAUGUUGUCAAAUGGCUACACAUGAUUCAAGGAAUUGCCCAAAACGUGAUUCCACUUAA